Messenger RNA from Xiphophorus couchianus (Monterrey platyfish), 2349 nucleotides. RefSeq names its product chondrolectin (gene chodl). Gene Ontology annotation, cellular component: cytoplasm. The transcript is spliced from 7 exons. NCBI's taxonomy places the organism in Eukaryota, Metazoa, Chordata, Actinopteri, Cyprinodontiformes, Poeciliidae. The record is from RefSeq and is a predicted model, not a curated record. Gene Ontology annotation, biological process: positive regulation of axonogenesis. The coding region runs from base 1144 to 1971 and encodes 275 amino acids.
AACACACACACACACACACACACAGAAUAAAGAAAAUAGAAAUACAGGAUGUGAAAACCUCAAUGUAAAUAAUCAUGUUGCUCAGUUUGUGUCUCAUAAAGAUGAAACUCAUCGUCUGAAUGCAUCUAUUUAUUCUCACUAGAGAGAAACCAGGGCUGAUCAAACAGUUUGAUUAUUGAUCAGGUGAUCAGGUGUGGAGACAAUCCCAGGUAUAUCAGUAGCUGCAUCCAGGUGAGCUGCUACCUGAGGAGCUUUGGCUCUGAUGGAGAACAUGGAGCCAUUGAUCAGAGAUCAGAUUGAUCUGAUGGUUUAUUGGUGUUUAGAUUCAUCCAGACUGAUCAUCCUGGAGCUCUGAGCAGAACUUAAAGCAGGUACCGGUACCGGUCCAGCUGCAGCCGUCCUCCAGUGGAGCCAGAAAUCAUCUGGACUCUGUAAAUGUAACUUCUGCUCAUGAUUCCUGGAUUCAGAAGAAAAAAACACAUUCUUUGCUCUUUUAUUUUAGUCUUCAGAUUUUGAAAACAAAUUUUAUUCAGCUUCUGUUCUCAUGAAUUUCUCUUUUCAAUUUUGUGCAAAUUAUUAAAGUUAUUCGUCUCAACUGAAAAUAAAGUGAACCCCCGAUGUGUGAGGGUCAAACAAAGAGCUGAUGAGAGCAGCGGCUUCAUGUGUUCAUCAGGCCCCGCCCCAAACACUGGCCCUGGACCAAUCAGAGAGCUGGGAGCCGGUCUGGACGUAGACGGACUGGACCGGGUCAUCUGAACCAGAGAAGUUUCAGAGUUACCCACAACCCGACUGGACCUGAUGGUUCUGCAACCUGGAGCUUCAUCCUCCUCCUCUUCCUCUCAGGUUUCCUUUAAUUACUUUAAGCGUGCGCGUGCGCGGCGGAUCGAUCGCUGCUCAGGAAGUGUUGCUGCAGACAUCAGAGGAGCCGCUCCGCGAUCGAUCAGCUGCAGCAGCCAAUCAGCAAACAGCAGGGGGAGGUGGGCAGGGGCGGCCAGCUGAGGCUCAGAUCGAUGCGGGAGGAGGAGACGCCGCAGAGCCUCAGCUCCUCUUCAUCCUCUUCCUCAGAGCGGAGAGGAGCCGCGCGGAGCAGGACGCCGAGCCGCGGGCUUUUAUUCUGAAAAACGCGCCCCAGCUGAGGAAAACAUGCUGCUGCUGGUGCUGGGCGUCGCCAUGGCAACGGCAGGGUCAGGGGUCAGCGCGGCGCGAGUGGUGAGCGGUCAGACGGUGUGUGUGGGAGGAGCCGAGCGUCCCUGCUACAAGAUGGCGUAUUUCCACGACGUGUCGAGCCGCGUGGCGUUCGGCGAGGCGAAGCAGGCCUGCCUCAUGGACGGGGGAGCGCUCCUGAGCGUGGAGAGCCAAUCAGAGCAGAGCGACGUGGAGCACCUGCUGCAGGCGCUGCGUUCAGGAGCAGUGGGCGGAGCCAAAGGUGGAGGCGGGAUUUCUGACGGGGAUUUCUGGAUCGGCCUGACUCGGGGGGGCGGAGCCAACCACACCUCGACCCCAUGCCCUGACCUGUACCAGUGGACCGACGGCAGCGUGGCCACCUUCAGGAACUGGUACCUGGACGAGCCGUCGUGCGGCAGCGAGGCCUGCGUCGUCAUGUACCACCAGCCCAGCGCGCCCCCUGGGCUGGGCGGGGCUUAUCUCCACCAAUGGAACGACGACCGCUGCAACAUGAAGCACAACUUCAUCUGCAAGUAUCAGCCAGCUGUGACUGCAGGUGGAGGCGUGGUGACCCAGGCGGACGGUGGUGGCAGCUUCCCCCCUCAGGUGGCUGUGGCAGGAUCUUCAGGAAUGCUGCUGCUGUACGUGGUGAUUCCCACCAUCCCACUGCUGCUGCUCAUCCUGGUGGCUUCAGGGACCUGCUGCUUCCAGACGCUCAGCAGGAGUCGUCCUCGGACCAAGACCCCCGCCGACCAAUCAAACCUCUGGAUCGCCACGACGCCCCAACCCGACGGCAUGGAAGUGUGACAUCACUGUGAUGUCAGCAGUAGAUCAGUGAUGUCAGAGACUUUUAGUUUGUUACUUUGGUUGAAACAGUUUCCUGUUUGGCUCCUCCCUCCUCCUGUGACUCCGCCCCCUCAGCCUGAGUUAAAGGGGCGAAGUCAGAGUGAUGUCACAGUGAGUGGGUGGAGCUUGUCUGUUGUAACUUGUUCUGUUGUGAGAAUCUCUGGCGCCUCCUGCUGGAUAGAAGAGGAGACGAAGUACGGAGCAAGCAGAGGGACAAACUCCCAUGAUGCUGAUGCUGCGUUCGAGGGGAGUCCGACGUUUGGACGGCAGGGAGCUGCUGCUGCGUUUCUGUGGUUCUGAUGCAUGAAGCUUUGAUGUUUAAUAAAAAAUGUUCCAUCA